AUGGAAUCAAUCACUAUGAUGGGAAGUCUUACGACCCUCAAUGAAACUUUUCUACCGAAUGUUGCCAAUGGCAUCAAGGAUGCCAGUAAGAUCACAAUAGGCAUCAUUGGAAGUGGAGACUUCGCUAAGUCAUUGACAAUUAGGCUUAUUAGAUGUGGGUACCACGUGGUCGUAGGAAGCAGAAACCCUAAACUUGCUGCCGAGUUCUUUCCCCAUGUGGUUGAUGUCACUCACCAUGAAGACGCAGUAGCAAAAACAAACAUCAUUUUUGUAGCCAUUCACAGAGAACACUAUGCCUCCUUGUGGGACCUCAAGCAUUUACUCACUGGUAAAAUUCUGAUUGAUGUCAGCAAUAAUACAAGGGUAGACCAAUAUCCGGACUCCAAUGCAGAGUAUUUGGCAUCACUUUUCCCAGAUUCCCUGGUUGUCAAAGGAUUCAAUGUUGUCUCAGCUUGGUCACUGCAGUUAGGACCAAAGGAUGCCAGCAGACAGGUCUAUAUAUGCAGUAACAAUGUUCAGGCUCGCCAUCAAAUUAUUGAGCUUGCCCGUCAGCUCAGUUUUAUUCCUAUUGAUUUGGGGGCAUUGUCAUCUUCAAGAGAGAUUGAAAACUUACCUCUGCGACUGUUCACACUGUGGAAGGGGCCUGUAGUGAUUGCCAUUAGCCUGGCAACGUUUUUCUUCAUCUAUUCCUUCGUCAGAGAUGUAAUUCAUCCGUACGUGAGAAAUCAGCAGAGUGACUUUUACAAGAUCCCCAUUGAGAUCGUGAACAAGACUCUACCAAUUGUUGCUAUCACUUUACUUUCUCUAGUAUAUUUAUCAGGACUUAUUGCAGCUGCUUAUCAGCUUUACUAUGGCACUAAAUAUAGGCGAUUUCCUCCUUGGCUGGACAACUGGCUGCAGUGUCGAAAGCAGUUUGGACUGCUCAGUUUUUUCUUUGCAACAGUGCAUGUGGCAUACAGCCUCUGCUUACCCAUGAGGAGAUCAGAGCGGUACUUGUUCCUCAACAUGGCAUAUCAACAGGUUCAUGCAAAUAUUGAGGAUUCUUGGAAUGAGGAAGAAGUGUGGCGAAUUGAAAUGUAUAUCUCUUUUGGAAUAAUGAGUCUUGGAUUGCUUGCUUUGCUGGCAGUAACUUCCAUCCCUUCAGUAAACAGUGCCUUAAACUGGAGGGAGUUCAGUUUUAUUCAGUCUACACUUGGAUACAUUGCUCUGCUCAUAAGUACUUUCCAUGUACUGAUUUACGGAUGGAAAAGAGCUUUUGAAGAACAGUAUUACAGAUUUUAUACACCACCAAAUUUUGUUCUUGCCCUUGUUCUGCCUUCCAUUGUGAUUCUAGGUAAGAUCAUUCUACUUUUGCCAUGUGUAAGUAGGAAACUGAGGAGAAUUCGAAGAGGAUGGGAGAAAAGCCAUGUUAUAGAAGAAGCAAGUGGGUCUGUUCCGCAUCUCUCCCCAGAAAGGAUAACUGUGAUGUGAUGAUAGACAAAUAUUUGUUAGCAC
Antrostomus carolinensis (chuck-will's-widow) is the source of this 1494-nucleotide messenger RNA. RefSeq names its product STEAP2 metalloreductase (gene STEAP2). Lineage: Eukaryota; Metazoa; Chordata; Aves; Caprimulgiformes; Caprimulgidae. Bases 1 to 1470 code for a protein of 489 amino acids. The record is from RefSeq and is a predicted model, not a curated record. Gene Ontology annotation, molecular function: cupric reductase (NADH) activity; ferric-chelate reductase (NADPH) activity. The transcript is spliced from 4 exons. Gene Ontology annotation, biological process: copper ion import. Gene Ontology annotation, cellular component: plasma membrane; endosome.